AUGGCCAAGACUUUUUUGUUUACCAGUGAAUCCGUCGGCGAGGGCCAUCCAGACAAGAUCUGUGACCAGGUCUCCGACGCUAUUUUGGAUGCGUGUCUACGUGAGGACCCUCUGUCCAAGGUUGCAUGCGAAACUGCUGCCAAGACCGGUAUGAUCAUGGUAUUUGGUGAAAUUACCACCAAGGCCCAAUUGGACUACCAAAAAAUCGUCAGAGACACCAUCAAGCACAUCGGUUACGACUCUUCCGACAAGGGUUUCGACUACAAGACCUGUAACGUGCUAGUUGCCAUCGAGCAGCAAUCUCCUGACAUUGCCCAGGGUCUGCACUACGAGCAGGCUCUAGAGGAGUUGGGUGCCGGUGACCAGGGUAUCAUGUUCGGCUACGCCACCGACGAGACCCCAGAGUUGCUUCCAUUGACCAUCUUGUUGGCUCACAAGCUCAACCUUGCCAUGGCUGACGCCCGUAGAGACGGUUCUUUGCCAUGGGUUAGACCAGACACCAAGACUCAGGUCACCGUCGAGUACAAGCAGGAAGAGGGCCGUUGGGUGCCUUUAAGAAUCGACACCGUCGUUGUGUCGUUGCAGCACGCCGACGAGAUCUCCACUGAGGACCUCAGAUCUGAAAUCCAAAAGAAGAUCGUCGAAAAGGUGUGCCCUGCCGACAUGUUGGACGAAAACACCAAAUACUACAUCCAGCCUUCCGGUAGAUUCGUGAUCGGUGGUCCUCAAGGUGACGCCGGUUUGACCGGUAGAAAGAUCAUUGUCGACGCCUACGGUGGUGCUUCUGCCGUCGGUGGUGGUGCCUUCUCUGGUAAGGACUACUCCAAGGUCGACCGUUCCGCUGCCUACGCCGCCAGAUGGGUUGCCAAGUCUUUGGUCAAGGCUGGUCUAUGUAAGAGAGUGCAAGUGCAGUUCUCUUACGCCAUCGGUAUUGCCGAGCCAUUGUCGCUACACGUCGACACUUACGGCACCUCCAGCAAAUCUGACGAGGAAAUCAUCGAGAUCAUCAAGAACAACUUUGACUUGAGACCUGGUGUCUUAGUCAAGGAAUUGGAUUUGGCUAGACCAAUCUACUUCCCAACCGCCUCUUACGGUCACUUCACUAACCAAGAGUACCCAUGGGAACAACCAAAGGAGUUGAAAUUGUAA
Messenger RNA from Lachancea meyersii CBS 8951, 1149 nucleotides. Lineage: Eukaryota; Fungi; Ascomycota; Saccharomycetes; Saccharomycetales; Saccharomycetaceae. The record is from the annotation of a GenBank genome assembly.